AUGACUAUUAAGGAGGCGAGAGAUGCAGCGUUCUACUAUCAGGACUAUUUAGGGGCUAGGAUUUCCAUCGUAGAAAUGACGAACCUUCUUAUGAGAGAUUCAUCAUAUGCUCUGCUUCUGCAAGGAGAAGAAUCACCGUUGUUAAGCAUGAUUCCUCCGUGGGUUUCCCUACCAUCUCACUUCGUUGCCUCGAACGCCGUUAAUUGGGUCAUUAAAACGUUGAUAAUGCCGUGUUUAAUCGACGAGCAUUCGAAGCAGCUAUUUCCCGAGAUAACCACAGAGGAAUUCGCGAGGAGGUUGAGGAAGCGCCUCCGACUUUGGGGACUCGUAGCCUUCGUUACGCUGAUACCAGUGUUGAUGAUGAGCUUCUUAUUUACCUGGCUAAAAUAUACGGACGAUUUUAGAAGUGCACGAGCUAGUCCUUUGCAAAGGGAGUGGACGAAUGUGGCGAAAUUUCAUACUCGGGAGUUUCUAGAGUUACCACAUCUUCAUCGUUCGCGGCUGAACUCAGCGUUGCUACCGAGGGGAGGGGGAAGCGUUACGGAAACAUUUGUUAAUAUGAGUUGGGGAACAACACCGAUACAAGGAGCUACUAAAAGGUUGAUCAAAUACGUUUGCGGUAGUAUUGCGGCGACCUUGUUCGCGUUGGCGUUGUGGGAUGAUUCGCCGCUACUACACGUUGUAUUUGCUGGGAAGAAUCUUCUGUGGUAUCUUGCGGUUUCGGGCACAUUAGUAUCUUUGGUUAGUCGAUCGACUGAUGAUGGUGAACGUGGGCAAACUGCUGAUGCAACACCGUUGAAUGCCUGGGUUGCUACUAUGCGACUGUUGCAAACAAAAUUGUCAGCGGUCGUUUCUCGGCAGAUACAUUAUCUACCGCAAAUGUCACAGAUCGUGCAAGGGGAGGAGUUGAACGAGUCCAACUCGGCGUGCCGAUUUGAUUUCCUGUACAACUUCGAGCGAUGCAAGGCGAGUUUCCUGUCAGUGUUCUACGUACAGUAUUAUAUUGUGUCCAUUCCUGCUGAGUGUAUGGUUGCCUGGAUCAGUGGAGACUUUGGCCUUCGUGAAGAAGAGGCGGAGCUCACUGAGUCCCCGUCCAAGGACUCGAUCAAUGAAUUUUACAUAGGUCCCCGGUUCGAUCCCCGGAAUCACAUGAAGGAGUUAAUGAUGGAGAUCGAGGCUGUCGCCCGAGAUCGGGGACAGAUAUUGUGUCGCUGA
Molecule: messenger RNA, 1215 nt
Organism: Perkinsus marinus ATCC 50983
Lineage: Eukaryota; Perkinsozoa; Perkinsida; Perkinsidae
Exons: 14
Coding region: 1-1215 (404 amino acids)
Biological process (GO): autophagy of mitochondrion; protein localization to phagophore assembly site
Cellular component (GO): phagophore assembly site; autophagosome
Source: RefSeq, a predicted model, not a curated record